GCUAACAUGAGUUUCAUUUGCUUUUCCUCCAGCUGAUAGCAGAACAGUUCUUGAAGCCUUGCAGCCCAUUUUUCAGGAACAGAAGAUGACAGAGACUGUUCAGAAUUUAGGAGAAAAUGGUUACUUAGUCACAUACGUUGCGAAGAGUGGGAGUUUUGCCACUCUGCGAAUGUACACGGACAAGCUGCUGACGUUUGACAUCCAUAGCUAUGAAGUGGAUAACAAAGGACGAGCAGCAAUUGAAACGCUCUGCAACAGACUUGAAGAGAAAAUGAAAGACGUUUUGCGGGGGAAUAUUAAAAGGCUAAAAAGGUUACCCACCAUUGUACGAGGAGGGGCCAUCGAUAGGUACUGGCCAACUGCUGAUGGCAGGUUGGUGGAAUAUGACAUUGAUGAUGUUGUUUAUGAUGAGGAUUCUGCAUAUCAGAACAUCAAGAUUCUCCACUCAAAGCAGUUUGGAAAUAUUCUUAUCCUGAAUGGCGAUAUUAAUUUAGGGGAAAGUGACCUUCCAUACACACGAGCAAUCAUGGGUGAUGGAGUAGAGGACUAUAAAGGGAAAGAAAUUCUUAUCCUUGGAGGAGGAGAUGGUGGAAUCCUUUAUGAGCUGGUCAAGUUAAAACCAAAGAUGGUCACCAUGGUGGAAAUUGACCAGAUGGUAAUUGAUGCAUGUUGUAAACACAUGCGCAAAACCUGUGGAGAUGUCCUGGACAAUCUGAAAGGAGACUGCUAUCAGGUGUUAGUUGAAGAUUGCGUUCCAGUUCUGAAGGCAUACGCUGCAGAAGGAAGGCUGUUUGAUUAUGUUAUUAAUGACUUAACUGCAGUUCCUAUCUCUACAUCUCCAGAAGAAGAAUCAACGUGGGAUUUCCUGCGACUUAUUCUUGACCUUGCUGUGAAGGUUUUGAAACCCACAGGAAAGUAUUUUACACAGGGUAACUGUGCAAACUUGACAGACGCACUAGCGAUGUAUGAACAGCAGCUGAACAAACUCUACUGCCCUGUGGAAUAUUCAAAGAAAGUUGUAUGUGUUCCAUCUUAUGCAGAAUUAUGGGUGUUCUACACAGUGUGGAAAAAAUAGAAUGUACCUUUUCAAAUCAAAAGUUGCAAGUUAUUUUAUGAAAAUAUCAAUAGAGUUGGUAAUUGUAAGGAUGGCAGGGCUAUGUGCUGCAUGAUGCUUUUUAGGCUUGCACCCUGGUGCAGGCUGUUUCUCACUGAAGUAAUGCUGUGUACUUAAAUCAAGUGUCCUGGCCGAGGUGUCUUGCAUUGUGCUGUGAUGCAACUUCUUAUUUCAGGAAAGAUGCGACUUGUAUAUUUUGCAGGGAAUUUUUUUUUUAAAGUGUCUGGUCAUUUGCAUUUUAAAUGGAGGUGCAAGGAGCAAUGGUGACUGCACCGGACCUCCUGAAUGUCACUGUAAAUGUGAAUCUGGAUCUUUUUACUUUUGUGGGUGGGUGGGUAGGCGAAUUCACAAUUUUGUAUUUAGUGGCGAUUUAUUCCAGUUAAUUUUUUUUUUGUUCUGGAUUGUCUUUGCGUAUUUCAGUCUGCGGUAUCAUACUCUUAUGUCAACCAUAGUCAGUUUGGAAAUUAAUUUCUUUUAAUUUAUUGCUGUGUUUUUGGAAUAAACACAACUGUUGAAAUGUGUUCUAUUAUUUCUGCAUAAAGUUAUUACUGUAGCCUUUUGCAGUGGCUAAUGACAAGAAAAUUGUUGAGCACUUCAUGUAUUGAAAAAAAGGGGGAAAUCAUUGUUGGAUUUUGUUCUUUCUCUGUGUGAACAUUUCUUGACUUUUCCAGGCAAGUUGCUAAUAUUAGAACAAUAUUUAUUUAUUCAUUAAUCACAGAACAAGUGUUUUUUUUCCUGCUCAAGGGAACAUUUUUUCAUUUGUAUCAGUGCUGAGAACUGAGCAACCUCUGUCAGUGUUUGUGUUGGUUAAAAUAUGAAUGAGCAACAGGUUACAAUGGCAUCAUCCUAAUCGUAAAUUUGUUUAGAAAAUGCACAAUUGAUGGUUCUGCAGGCAUGGGAAUGAGCGUCUUUGGAAAUGGGUCUAAGCUCCAAGAGAAUAGAAAGUGAUCGGCUUUGACCUCUUAAAUCAAAUAGAGAAAAACAAUAAAAGACAGUAUUGCGUCCGUCCACAGUUAGUUUCGCAUCUGCCAACCGCUCUGGUAAAUCAGAUGCCAACCACCCUGCAUCGUUAAAGUGGAGUCAGAACAAAUAAAUUUGCAGGUCCCACCAAAAGUGGUGUCUCCCGAUUUAGCAGUGAAUGUAGGUCAGAGAUUCACUGUUGUUUUAAGAGUCUUAUCUGUAGCCUGCAUGCUUUUAUGCUCCACAUCUCUCCUGGAGCCUCACUGUACUGUCCCUGCAAAGUAAACAUUGGCUACCAUCCUUUCCACUUGAUAACAGCUUGCAAUGAGAGGUAUCGUUGUGGUUAUUAGCCGAUGUCCUGCUGUUGGUCAGGAUGUAUUCUUUUUCAAUUGCUGUCCCUGCCACCCUCCUGCAGACCAGAACUGACCACUUUUCUUUCACGUGAUAAUUGAGAAGGACAAUGUCAGAAUUACAGAAGGGGGUUUUCCUUUUAAUACAAAUUUCAUGGGGAUUUCAAUGCUACUAGCAAUAGAAUUUUGUACCCCAUUUCUUUUCCCUAAUCUGUAUAAUUUGUCAGCUACUGUCCUAGUUCCCUAAUAGUCAAGUCUUGGAAAAAGUAGCAUCAGGUGAGAAAGGUUGGUAAUGACAGUAAUUUUGAUGUUUGUGAAAUCUUUCUGCGUGUCAGCUACAACUACAAUUGGCAACUACAAACACACAAGUGUUGCGAUUUUAAAAUAAUGAACCUUUGCACUGAAUGCUGCUCCUGCUGUGUAGAACUGUGAACAAGUGCAACAGCACAAGAGUUUAUAAUGGAAUUAUCAAUGGCAGUUUAGUUCUGUAAGAUGCACAUGAGUGCAGUAAACCUGAAAAUAAAGGUCUCCACAAAA
Molecule: messenger RNA, 2961 nt
Organism: Chiloscyllium plagiosum (whitespotted bambooshark)
Lineage: Eukaryota; Metazoa; Chordata; Chondrichthyes; Orectolobiformes; Hemiscylliidae
Gene: sms
Product: spermine synthase
Biological process (GO): spermine biosynthetic process
Molecular function (GO): spermine synthase activity
Source: RefSeq, a predicted model, not a curated record